AUGGCUGUAGUCAGCAAGAGCAUAAACUUUCUGGCGUACCCGCCCCGCAAAGCUGAAAAGCGUGUGCGACCCGCGCGCUCCAGAACUGACCUAUGCAAACUGCAGAGCGAUGGCGCUAACAUAGAAGAUAUUUCUGGCCAGAACCCAAAACCCUGGAGGGACACAGAGGUUGUCCCAGCCCCCGAGCAGACAAGGUCUGUCACAGAAAGUUUUGCCACCAUGAUUCAUGGCUUGAAAGUGGACCACCUAACAGAUCACGUCCUUCAGAGGAGCAAGAGGAUGAUUCUGGAUGCUUUGGGUGUUGGUUUUCUGGGAACCAGCACAGAAGUGUUUCACAAAGUCAGCCAAUAUAGUAAAAUCUACAGCUCCAAUACCUCCAGCACUGUUUGGGGUCGACCAGACUUCAGGCUCCCGCCCACAUAUGCUGCUUUUGUCAACGGUGUGGCUAUUCACUCAAUGGAUUUUGAUGACACGUGGCACCCUGCCACCCACCCUUCUGGGGCUGUCUUGCCUGUCCUCACAGCUUUAUCAGAAGCCUUGCCUCAGACUCCAAAGUUUUCUGGCCUUGACCUGCUGUUGGCAUUCAACGUUGGGAUUGAAGUACAAGGACGAUUAAUGCAUUUCUCCAGGGAAGCCAUGGACAUACCAAAGAGAUUCCAUCCUCCCUCCGUGGUGGGAACUUUGGGCAGUGCUGCAGCUGCAUCCAAGUUUUUAGGGCUCAGCUUGACAAAGUGCCAACAGGCCUUGGCUAUUGCUGUUUCUCAUGCCGGAGCACCCAUAGCAAAUGCUGCCACUCAGACCAAGCCCCUUCACAUUGGUAAUGCUGCCAAGCAUGGGAUGGAAGCCACAUUUCUGGCAAUGCUGGGUCUCCAAGGAAGCAAGCAGAUCUUGGACCUGGGGUCAGGGUUUGGGGCCUUCUAUGCCAAUUAUUCCCCUAAAGUCCUUCCAAACCUGGAUUCUCACAUUUGGCUACUAGACCAGCAAGAUGUAGCAUUCAAGAGCUUCCCAGCACAUCUGGCUACCCACUGGGUGGCAGAUGCAGCCGCAGCUGUGAGAAAGCACCUUGUGCCUUCAGAUGGAACUCUGUUUCCAUCUGACCAUGUCGAGAGAAUUCUGCUCAGGAUCCCAGAUGUCCAGUAUGUAAACAGGCCCUUCCCAGAUUCAGAGCAUGAAGCCCGUCAUUCCUUCCAGUAUGUCGCCUGUGCAAUGCUGCUGGAUGGCAGCAUCACUGUCCCAUCCUUCCACAGCCACCAGAUUGAGAGGCCACAGGUGAGAGAGCUGCUCAAGAAGGUGGAGCUGGAGCACCCUCCUGACAACCUGCCAAGCUUCAACACACUCUACUGUGAGAUCAGCAUCACCCUCAAGGAUGGAACCACCUUCACCGAGCGCUCCAAUACCUUCUAUGGUCACUGGAGGAAACCACUGAGCCAAGAGGACCUCCAGAAAAAGUUCAGAGCCAAUACCUCCACAACGCUGUCCAGUGACACAGCGGAAAGCCUCAUAAAGAUAAUAGAAAACCUGGAAGACCUAGAAGAUUGUUCUGUGCUAACCACACUUCUGAAAGUCCCCUCUCCUCCAGUGGAGGCUUCAAAACGAUCCAGCAUGUUAUCAUUCCAUCACACAACCUCUCCUGGGCUUACCAACAUCUAAACAGCUUUGCACUAGGGGAGACUCAAUGAUAUAUUCCACAAAACAAGGGUCUGUUGUUCUGUCU
Messenger RNA from Nannospalax galili (Upper Galilee mountains blind mole rat), 1714 nucleotides. It is a transcript of the gene Acod1, whose product is annotated as aconitate decarboxylase 1. Bases 1 to 1650 code for a protein of 549 amino acids. Lineage: Eukaryota; Metazoa; Chordata; Mammalia; Rodentia; Spalacidae. Gene Ontology annotation, molecular function: lyase activity. The transcript is spliced from 5 exons. The record is from RefSeq and is a predicted model, not a curated record.